UUCUAUGUAUGCUUUGAGAAUUUCAGGGCUAUAUUUUCUUUUAAGCCUGGGGGUGGCACAUCUCCAAGUCUGUAAGAGCAUUUGGUUAACUGGAGAGUAGCCUGUAGCCCUUUUUCUCAGCGCUGCCACUCCAAAAGUAUUUUUAUUUUGUGUUACACCUAUGAAUGCCUUUUUAAAGGUCUUAGCAUUAUCAGGCUGAAAACGGGCUGCAGCGUCACAAUGCCGAUCCACGGCUAUGACUUCAGGGUCAUGGAAAAGAAGUUGACAUGCCCAUUCAAUCCAGCACAUCAGGUCACCGACAUGCAGAAGCAUCUGACCCGCUGCUCCUCUUACAACAAGGACGUCUCAAUCAAGAAGUGCCCCUUCAACGCGACGCACUGGGUGCGCGAGCCCGAGUUCCGUCACCACCUGGACCGGUGUCCGGACAAGGCGCCUGUGGACCGGCACGUGCUGGCGCAGCGAGCGGGCAGCUCAGACGGCUCCUCGGGAGACCUGACAAUGCCCGUCACCUGGGCGGCACGCAACGACCCCGUGCAGAACAACGUCGACGGUUGGGGCGACCAGCUGGACGACGACUGGGACGUGGAAGUCAGCAACCUACCGCGUCACAUGCGCACCAAAUACGACCCGCAGACCGCCACGGAGAACCGCGAGAUCUUCCGCAUGCCGACCGAGCACCGCGGCAAGUCGGCGCGCAACAAGUUCCGGCAGGAGAACGUCAGCAGGGCGCGUGCCAUCCAGAGCGGCAGCGUGGUGGACGCGUCCGAGGCGAGCUCGACGGUGGCGCCCUCCACGUCGUCGGUUGGCGCACGUCGGCGGCCCACCACCAACCCGCUCUGCUGCCCCACGGCCACGGUCAACAUCAACCCGAGCCUGGGCAUGGGGCGUGACGGCAUGUAG
Pollicipes pollicipes is the source of this 900-nucleotide messenger RNA. RefSeq lists its product as uncharacterized. NCBI's taxonomy places the organism in Eukaryota, Metazoa, Arthropoda, Thecostraca, Pollicipedomorpha, Pollicipedidae. Bases 220 to 900 code for a protein of 226 amino acids. The transcript has 6 exons. The record is from RefSeq and is a predicted model, not a curated record.